AUGGCUGCCAACGGGACCCCCUCGCCAUUCGUGACCCUCGUUUCAUCUGAUGGUUUUGAAUUCCACGUCCGUCGCUCAGCAGCCUGCGUAUCUGCAACCAUCCGUCGCAUGUUGGACCUGCAGAGCAAUUUCAGUGAGGCGCAGACGGGAAUAUGUCAUCUUGAAAAUAUCAACGGCAUUGUCCUAGAAAAAGUCGUCGAAUACUUCUACUACAACGAGAAACAUCGUCAUGAUACUGGUGUGCCAGACAUGGAUAUCCCGUCAGAGUUGUGCUUGGAACUUCUCAUGGCUGCGGAUUAUCUCCUUACCUGA
This is a messenger RNA of Rhinocladiella mackenziei CBS 650.93, 312 nucleotides long. RefSeq lists its product as uncharacterized. Gene Ontology annotation, biological process: ubiquitin-dependent protein catabolic process. Bases 1 to 312 code for a protein of 103 amino acids. The transcript is spliced from 2 exons. The record is from RefSeq and is a predicted model, not a curated record. Gene Ontology annotation, molecular function: protein-macromolecule adaptor activity. Gene Ontology annotation, cellular component: elongin complex. NCBI's taxonomy places the organism in Eukaryota, Fungi, Ascomycota, Eurotiomycetes, Chaetothyriales, Herpotrichiellaceae.